GAGAAACGUGGUGUAGCCGCCUCUAUUCGCAGUAUUACGGUAGAGCGCUUAAGCCAACAAGGAAGAGCUUGAGCUGAGAGAUCUGCUGGGAUCAGGAUAAUCGUGUGGUUGUUAUGUCUUUUCGUGUUAUUUCCAAGGAGGCACUGGCUGGAUCCAUCACACUGGGAGUUGUUUUAAUCGCUGGUUAUUUCUUUGGGAAAAAGAAAUCUUCCACAAUGAGCAUCUUCAAAAGUCAUUCCAAGGGAGGAAAAGACAACCCACUGUUGCAGUACGUCCUCGAUCACUCCUUGAGGGAGCAUCCGGCUCUGAAAAAACUCAGACUGAGGACAAUGGAACACUCCUGGAACUGCAUGAUGGUCGCCAGUGAGCAGUCGCAGUUCAUGGCCAAUCUGGCAAAACUAAUCAAAACCAAGAAAGCAUUAGAGAUUGGAGUAUACACCGGUUACAACACACUGAGCAUUGCACUGACUUUGCCGGACGAUGGAGUUCUGGUGGCGUGUGAUAUCAGCGAAGAGUACACCAACAUUGGUAGACCCUUCUGGAAAGAGGCUGGAGUCGAGGAGAAAAUUGAUCUACGCAUACAGCCAGCAGUGACAACUCUAGAUGAUCUCUUGUCAGAUGGCCAGGCUGAAACAUUUGACUUCGCCUUCAUUGAUGCAGACAAAGUUAACUACGACAGCUACUACGAAAAGUCUCUGCAGCUGUUGAGGAAAGGGGGCGUCAUUGCUAUCGACAAUGUGCUGUGGGGUGGAAAGGUGUUGAAUCCGACCCCUGAUGACGAAGACACUGUGGCCAUCGACAAGCUGAACAAGAAGCUGCACCGAGAUGCUCGAAUCAACCUGAGCAUGCUGACAGUGGGAGAUGGGCUCACACUAGCUAUCAAAUUAUAGUACAGAUGUCUGAUGAGUGCAAUGAUUCACGGGCUUUGGACAGGAACGCUGGGAUACUAUAUGUCUUUUUAAAUUUAGGAGAACUACUAAAUGGGAUAUGUGAAGGUAGCACAUGAAACAUGUAUUACCAUCUGUGCUCAUGUCGCUAAAGAUUUAAGUGGAAAAUAUGAACUGUGUUGAAGGGCCAGUGUGUAGCAUUUAGGGGGAUCUAUGGAAAUGGAAUAUAAAAACCAUGUUUUCAUUAGUGUAUAAUCACUUUAAACUAAGAAUCAUGUUUUCGUUAGCUUAGAAUGAUCCCUUCAUAU
This is a messenger RNA of Sebastes umbrosus (honeycomb rockfish), 1195 nucleotides long. RefSeq names its product catechol O-methyltransferase domain-containing protein 1-like. Gene Ontology annotation, molecular function: O-methyltransferase activity; S-adenosylmethionine-dependent methyltransferase activity. The record is from RefSeq and is a predicted model, not a curated record. The transcript is spliced from 7 exons. Lineage: Eukaryota; Metazoa; Chordata; Actinopteri; Perciformes; Sebastidae. Bases 114 to 890 code for a protein of 258 amino acids.